AGCGCUCAACUCAACCCAGCCCGGCUUGGCUUGGCUUGUGCUGCUACGGAGUUCUGGGCUCCUUGCAAACGCGGGCGCUUCCCCGGUGCCGGGCUGGAGGGCGCGCAUGGAGCCUUGGAAGCAAUGCGCCCACUGGCUCAUCCAGUGCCGGGUCCUGCCGGUCAACCACCGGGUGACCUGGGAAACGGCGCAGGUGUUCGACCUGGCCCAGACCCUCCGCGAUGGAGUCCUGCUUUGCCAGCUCCUCAACAACUUGCGUCCGCACGCCAUCAAUCUCAAGGAGAUCAACCUGAGACCUCAGAUGUCCCAGUUUCUGUGUUUGAAGAAUAUAAGAACAUUCCUUUCGGCCUGUUGUGAGAUAUUUGGGAUGAAGAAGAGUGAACUUUUUGAAGCCUUUGACUUAUUUGAUGUCCGUGACUUUGGAAAGGUUAUAGAAACAUUAUCGAAGCUUUCUCGCACUCCUAUUGCAUUAGCUGCCGGAAAGAGGCCGUUUCCUACAGAAGAGAGUGUGGAUGAUGAAGACAUUUACAAAGGCCUUCCAGAUUUAAUAGAUGAGACUGGUGUUGAUGAAGAUGAAGACCUUUAUGAUUGUGUUUAUGGGGAAGAUGAAGGUGGAGAAGUGUAUGAGGAUCUAAUGAAAGCUGAAGCAGCACAUCAGCCUAAAUGUCCUGAAAAUGACAUAAGAAGCUGCUGUCUUUCUGAAAUAAAACAGACAGAAGAGAAAUACACAGAAACAUUGGACUCCAUUGAAAAGUUUUUUAUGGUGCCACUCAAAAGGUUUCUGACAACAUCCGAGUUUGAGACAGUAUUCAUCAACAUUCCCGAUUUGGUGAAAAUUCACAGAAGUUUAACCCAGGAUAUCCAUGAGUCCAUUGUAAACAAAAGUGACCAGAACCUGUAUCAAAUUUUUAUUAGCUACAAGGAAAGAUUGGUUAUUUAUGGGCAGUAUUGCAGUCAGGUAGAAACGGCCAUAUCAUCUUUAGAUAGUAUCUCCAAGACAAAAGAAGACGUUAAGUUGAAACUGGAGGAAUGUUCCAAAAGAGCCAAUAAUGGGAAGUUUACUCUGCGGGAUCUUCUUGUGGUUCCGAUGCAGCGCGUCUUGAAAUACCAUCUUUUGCUUCAGGAACUGGUAAAACACACUAGUGAUAGAACUGAGAAGGCAAAUCUAAAACUGGCACUCGAUGCAAUGAAGGACUUGGCACAAUAUGUAAAUGAAGUGAAACGAGAUAAUGAAACUCUCCGUGAAAUUAAACAAUUUCAGUCGUCAAUCGAGAAUUUGAACCAGUCACUUUUACUGUAUGGAAGACCACAGGGUGAUGGUGAAAUAAGGAUAACAACUGUGGACAAACGGGCAAGGCAAGAUAGGCACAUCUUCCUGUUUGACUUGGCUUUAAUUGUAUGCAAACGGAGAGGUGAUAAUUAUGAAAUGAAGGAUAUAAUUGAUCUUCAGGAGUACAAAAUAACCAAUAACCCCACAACAGACAAAGAGAACAAAAAGUGGUCUUAUGGCUUCUACCUCAUCCACAUACAAGGACAAAAUGGGCUAGAACUCUACUGCAAAACGAAAGAUUUGAAGAAAAAGUGGCUUGAGCAAUUUGAAAUGGCACUGUCCAACAUAAGGCCACAUUAUGCUGAAACAAGUCCACAUGACUUCAAAAUGCAUACUUUCACUCGCGUAACAUCCUGCAAAGCCUGUCAGAUGCUCCUGAGGGGGACAUUUUACCAAGGCUAUUUAUGUUCGAAAUGUGGUGCUGGAGUCCACAAAGAAUGUUUGGGAAGACUAGACAGUUGCAGAGCUAAUUUGGGUGAUCAUGGGACCCUGAAACAUGAGAAACGACCGAAUGGACUUCGAAAGAACUCCAGACAUAUGGACCCAGGCUUACCAAAAAUGCAAGUAAUUAGAAACUAUACUGGGAUACCACAGCCAGCUCCACAUGAAGGUCCUCCACUACACAUCCAGAUUGGGGACACUAUUGAGCUCAUCAAAGGGGAUGCACACAGUUUAUUUUGGCAGGGUAGAAAUCUAGAGACCCGGGAGCUUGGUUUCUUUCCAAGUGAUGCAGUGAAACCUUGCCCAUGUGUUCCUAAACCAGUAGACUACUCUUCCCAAUCAUGGUAUGCAGGAACGAUGGAAAGGUUGCAAGCAGAGACUGAACUUAUCAACCGGGUAAAUAGCACUUACUUAGUGCGGUAUAGGACUAAAGAGUCGGGAGAAUAUGCCAUUAGCAUUAAGUACAAUAAUGAAGUGAAGCACAUCAGGAUUUUCACAAGAGAAUGCUUUUUUCACAUUGCAGAAAACAGGAAAUUUAGAAGUUUACUGGAACUUGUGGAGCAUUACAAGCGUCACUCUCUCAAAGAAGGCUUCAGAAGUUUGGAUACAACUCUCCAGUACCCCUACAAGGAAUGGGAAAAUUCGCUGGACCAAAGGAGUAACAGAGCAAGUAGCAACUUGCUGAGUCCCAAGGUCCUUGGUAUAGCCAUUGCUCGCUACGACUUCUGUGCAAGAGACAUGCGUGAAUUGUCCCUACUCAAAGGAGAUGUGGUUAAAAUUUACACGAAGAUUAGCGCCAAUGGCUGGUGGAGAGGUGAAGUAAAUGGAAGGGUGGGUUGGUUUCCAUCUACCUACGUAGAAGAGGAUGAAUGAUCUACAGAUCUAGUUGGUACUUUUGAUCAUAAACUUCAGGGACUCUGAAAUUCAGACGUCUGCAAAGCAUUAUUCGUCUUGUUAAGUAUUUGAAAUGCAGCGCUUCAAUCUGUUGAAACCCUCCAGUCUUAACGCUGGGAUUACUGAAGAAGUUUGUGUUGACAGAUUAAUAUCUCACUCGGAGCUGUGCAAAGAAGCAACCUGUCCGUCUGCCACCACUGGGGACCAGUACAAAACUCUAACCUCACCUUCCUGAAAAAUCACUUCAAAACAGACUUUUACAACAAAAAACACACACGCUUCAUUUCAUUCCAUCCACAAUGAAUGCUAAGUAUGGGUAGCAAUUUAUUAAACUUCUCUUCCUUCCUUUGUUUCUUUCUUUCUGUGAGCUAUCAUCUCUGAUGGCUUUAGGAGAUGAAGGCUUACUUUAUUGUUGCUUAUCACUGCUGGCGGGGGGUGGGGGUGGGGUGAUGUCUGAGCAUUCCAGUAGUCAUGUGGUCAAUAUUAUUUGUCUUGAAAUAUCCAGCAGCACUAAUUAACCUUGCCACUCACCAAGGCUGUAAUUUUUACACACACUUUCUGGGGGACUAAACGUAAUUCAACACAGUUCUGCAUGCCAUGGGGGAUGGGGAGGUGGAAAGGGGAACAAUACAAAGGAGUUUUGUGUUCAAUUCCAAGGUUAUUUUAACAGGUUUGUCUUAAAUCUUAUUAAAAUAUUUCAUGAAACAACAAACUUUAAAAGGCGGCUUUUGGCUUGGCAUACAGUUGUAUUUCAAAAAUGGAAUUAUAUAGAAUUUAAAUUACAGGCCCUAACAAAGAAUAUUCCUUACAGUAGUUUUUACCACACACCCAUAUAUUGUUCCAAAUUGUAUGUAUUUAGGAGACAUUGGCUGUGUUUAGGAGACACCUUAAACCACGGCUUUAACCACAGUGAUUAAAGCAAAAAGGCUUAUUAGCCAUGGUUAAAAGCCAUGGUUUAAGGUAUCUUCUGAACACGGCCGUUAUAUGGUCUGGCUGCCUCCUCAGGACAUUGAGGUUUGUCUUAGUGUAAGAGGAACCACUUGUUUUCAUUAUACAUUAAAAAAAUUGCAGUUGGCAAUCUUUAUUCUACUCCACAAGCUUGUGUGGUGUAUGCAGGCAAUCCCAGUUGGGUAGAGACACAUGUGUGAAUGCACACAAACUGUUUUGAUCCUUACCCACCAUUCCUAAUGCAAACUUGCUUCUAAUUGAAUGCUCGCUCAUUCAGCUGUCUUAGGAUUCUAAUUGAAUAUUUGCAAAGGCAUCCAGCUCCCUCAGCAAACAACCCGCCUUAGUCCAGGAGUUUGCCAAGAAGUAAAGAUGAAUGGGGUGGAUGGGUUUUUGCAGAUGUCCAUUUAGAAAUGCUCUGCGGAGUUUCAUCUUUUAUAGUUUAAAUUAUUAACAUCAGCAGUUAUAUAUACCUGUAGUUUAGAGAAGUUCAAAGUGAUGUAAAUUCUGAAUUCAUUGAAUACAUUAUUUUGAUGGAAUCAGUUACAGCAUUUCUAAAUGAUUCCAGAAAUGUAUUUAAUAAAAUGGCCUGUCCUUAAAUGUUAGUCUAGGAAUGCUUCCUUGGUGCUUUUCUUUUUCCGUAAUAACUAGUUUUGUCUGGUGGACCUGAUCCUUAAGUCGGCAAAAUUGCCUUACCAGGAGUUAUUGCCUGUUUUUAAUAGGGUAGGGUUUUAUCUCUAGGUCUAUGAAAUGUAUUGUGCUGUGUUAUCAGUGUUUGUAUGUCUUGUAGGGGGGAAAUUGGCUUAAAAUAAAGAUUAAGAAAGGUAUCCUUUCCACAAAACAUUUUGAUGAAUAGUUUAGAGAUAUCCUAAAGUUUCUGUUGGAUGAUUUUUGCAACUCGGGGGCGCUAAUGGAACUUGGAGAAGUGAGGCCAUAUCUAAACACCUCCCUCCUGUUGGUAUUCAGGCACCCUGACCCAGCAUUUCCUUGCACACAGGGAGUUCACACUUACACAAGAGGCAGCUUUUAAUAUGUGCAAUUAGGGUUGCCAGUUUGCAAACUGGACAUCCUGUAAGUCUUUAGGACUGUGUAGCAGUGCUUGACCCUUGGGCCCAGAACCCACCCUUCUCCUUCUGCCUGUCAGAACAAGUACUUCUUUUUGCACCAUAGCAGGCAGCAGGAGAAAAGGAAGCUGCGCCUUCUUUUAACUCCUUCAGAAAUGUUAAGAGGCAGACGAGGCCUCUGGAUUGCGACUUGGCAAUCCAACAUGAAUCUCUUUGCAUAGGUGGAGCCUCUCUUUCUAGGGAAGUGAAAGGCUGCCUGGGUGGGUUUCUAGUCAGACUGAAGCUUCAUAUGUGCAGAGAGCUCUGGGUCAGGACUGUGUUGUCUUCGUUUAAUGGGCUGUGUUGAAUAAGUCAAAUGCUGUUGUAUUUCAAAUACCAAAGAUUUAGUGUGCCAUAGCCAUUGCUUCUUUUAUUUUUUUUCCUGCAGUGCAUUUCCUUUGUAUACCCUUGCUCUCUUGCAGUGAGCUGAGGCAGUACUUUAAUUUGUAAUAUUAUGUAAAUAUGUGAAUAUAUUAAUAAACUGGUUAAUUUCUUGUUUAA
This is a messenger RNA of Elgaria multicarinata webbii, 5214 nucleotides long. It is a transcript of the gene VAV3, whose product is annotated as vav guanine nucleotide exchange factor 3. Bases 107 to 2644 code for a protein of 845 amino acids. The record is from RefSeq and is a predicted model, not a curated record. NCBI's taxonomy places the organism in Eukaryota, Metazoa, Chordata, Lepidosauria, Squamata, Anguidae. Gene Ontology annotation, biological process: regulation of GTPase activity; cell migration; intracellular signal transduction. The transcript has 27 exons. Gene Ontology annotation, cellular component: cytoplasm; plasma membrane. Gene Ontology annotation, molecular function: guanyl-nucleotide exchange factor activity; protein binding.